UAAAGGACAGGUGGAGAAUAAAACAGAAAGUCCAGACAUGCAGAACGGUGGUCGUAGGCAUGUAAUAAUAAUGGCCACCACACGAACAGGCUCCUCAUUUGUGGGGGAGUUCUUCAACCAGGAGAAGGAGAACAUGUUUUAUCUGUUUGAGCCUCUGUGGCAUGUCAUUAACAGGUAUUCCUUACUGUCAGAUCAAAUUAACUGGUUCAUGAGGAAAUCCUUCCAGGACGUACUUCAAGGACUCUUCCACUGUGAUUUCUCUCCUAUGGAGAAGUUCAUUAAGCCCACACCUGUGGACCACAUCACCCAAGUUCUUUUUCGCAGAGUGUCAAGUUACUCACUGUGUUCAGAUCCUGUUUGCACUCCUCAAGUUAAACGUGAUUUCCAAAGUUUCCCCUGCAAGAUGAGGCACUGUGGGCCACUGAACCUGACCCUGGCAUCUGAAUCGUGCCGAUCUAAGAAGAACGUGGUGAUUAAGACUGUCCGUGUGGAGCAGCUGGACACAUUGAGGCCCUUGGUGGAGGAUCCUCAUCUGGACCUAAAAAUUAUCCAGCUGGUGAGAGAUCCCCGGUCACUGUUAAUCUCCAACAUGGUGACCUUUUUCUCAGGUUACAAGGCGUUGAAGGCAUUGGCGGAGUAUGGAGAGGAGAGUGAAAAUAAAACUGAGGUGAAGAUACUCAAAGGAAACUGUGACAAAAUUAGAGCGUCUGCAGAAAUGGCCCUGAGUCGACCUCCCUGGCUGAAGAACAACUACAUGUUGGUACGUUAUGAGGACGUUGCACGUGAUCCUGUGAAGAAGGCAGAAGAAAUGUUGACGUUCGCUGGAAUACCAUUCAGUCCACAAGUGCGGGAGUGGAUUCUGGCUAACACACAGUCCACAGAUCAACACAGCGGCGCUUACUCCACCAAGAGAAACGCAUCAGAGCAGAUAGAUAAAUGGAGAGUGAACAUUCCCUUACCUGUGGUUCAGUUGGUGCAGAAAGUGUGUGGACCGACCAUGGAACUGUUCGGGUACAAGUUUGUAGAUGAUGAAAAGACACUGCUCAACACUUCCAUUAGCCUGCUGGAAGAAAAACAAUUUGAUUUGUUUAAUGCUAAGCAUAAUUAGUGUGGUGUAUUUGAAGAACUGUGAGUGAUCAAACCUGGGUGGAAAUGUUUUUAAACCGACCAAGUUUCUCAGUAUAUGUGG
Cynoglossus semilaevis (tongue sole) is the source of this 1189-nucleotide messenger RNA. Its product is annotated as carbohydrate sulfotransferase 3-like. Gene Ontology annotation, biological process: N-acetylglucosamine metabolic process. The coding region runs from base 38 to 1108 and encodes 356 amino acids. Gene Ontology annotation, molecular function: chondroitin 6-sulfotransferase activity; N-acetylglucosamine 6-O-sulfotransferase activity. Lineage: Eukaryota; Metazoa; Chordata; Actinopteri; Pleuronectiformes; Cynoglossidae. The record is from RefSeq and is a predicted model, not a curated record. The transcript is spliced from 2 exons.